UAUAUGAUACCUUACUGUAAGCCCCCAUUUGUUACGUAUUAUGUAUUUUAACAGGUAAAUUAAACUUUUGUUAGAAAAACAACAAUCUACUGUAGAGUAAAACGUUUAACAUUAACAUUUAUUGUCUUGUCACAGCUACGGUUCACUCAAAAACAUGUCAAAAUAGUGUGUGUGUGUGUGUGUGUGUGUGUGUGUGUGUGUGUGUGUGUGUGUGUGUGUGUGUGUGUGUGUGUGUGUGUGUGUGUGUAUGUGUGUGUGUAUACAGUUUUAUUUUGGACACAAGGAAUUGGAGUUCUUGAUAAGUAGAGGAAGACAGGUUUUUAUUUUUGUUUCCAUGACGUGGGACCUGAUAUAUAUGGUCUCUGUGUGCCAAGCUCUGAUUCACACUUAGUUGUACAACAUGUCCUUGAAACAGUUCAAUUCAACACUCGUCUAGCUGAAGUUAAAUCAACCUGAUCUGCUAUACAGAGAAAUGGUGGGUUUUCUCUGCCUUCUCCUCUCUCUGACUGCUCUACAAGUGGAGGGUUUCAGUGGGGGAGGAUCUUCCAUUGCUUCUCAGUGUGGCUCAAUGCUACCUGGUAAUAGUUUUCAUGGCAGCACAGGGCAGAGCUCUUCCUCACCAUACACUGUCACUGUCAACCAGACCACCUACCAGCCAGGAGACACCAUCCAAGUGACUCUGUCAGGAAAAGUCAGCUAUAAAGGGUUUCUUCUGGAGGCCCAUGAGGAAGGACAGAACAAGGCUGUGGGAACGUUCUCUCUCGGCAGUGGAACUGGGAUCGUUCUUGUGCCUUGCAAUGGGAUCGCAGCCUCUGGGGUGAGUCAAAGCAACAUUCAGCCUAAAUCAUCAGUAACAGUCACCUGGACAUCACCAUCCUCAGCCUCAUUGGGCAACAUCAUAGUCAAGUCAACAUUUAUGCAGACCUCCAGUGUAUUUUGGAUUGCAGUGCCUAGUAUGGCAGUUAACCGACUGUCCUCAGUUGUCACCACCACAAGUGCUCCUACUACAACUACAGACACUACUACAACAACUACAGCUCCUACUACAACAGCUACAGCUCCUACUACAACAACUACAGUUCCUAAUACAACAACUACAGCUCCUAAUACAACAACUACUGCUCCUAAUACAACAACAACAACUACAGCUCCUAAAACAACAACUACACCUCCUAAAACAACAACACCUCCUAAUACAACAACUACAACUCCUAAUACAACAACUACAACUCCUAAUACAACAAUUACUACACCUCCUAAUACAACUACUACAGUUCCUAAAACAAAAACUUCUGCUACAACAACUACUGAUCCUACUACAACAGCUAGAGCUCCUACUACAACUACAGCUCCUAAUACAACAACAACUACAGCUCCUAAUACAACAACAACUACAGCUCCUAAUACAACAACUAAAUCUCCUAAAACAACAACAACAUCUCCUAAAACAACAACAACAUCUCCUAAAACAACAACUACAUCUCCUAAAACAACAACAACAUCUCCUAAAACAACAACAACAUCUCCUAAAACAACAACAACAUCUCCUAAAACAACAACAACAUCUCCUAAAACAACAACAACAACAUCUCCUAAAACAACAACAACAUCUCCUAAAACAACAACAACAUCUCCUAAAACAACAACAUCUCCUAAAACAACAACAACAUCUCCUAAAACAACAACAACAUCUCCUAAAACAACAACAUCUCCUAAAACAACAACUACAUCUCCUAAAACAACAACAACAUCUCCUAAAACAACAACUACAUCUCCUAAAACAACAACAACAUCUCCUAAAACAACAACUAAAUAUCCUAAAACAACAACUAGAUCUCCUAAAACAACAACUACAUCUCCGAAAACAACAACUAAAUCUCCUAAAACAACAACUACAUCUCCGAAAACAACAACUACAUCUCCGAAAACAACAACUACAUCUCCGAAAACAACAACUAAAUCUCCUAAAACAACAACUAAAUCUCCUAAAACAACAACUACAUCUCCUAAAACAACAACUACAUCUCCUAAAACAACAACUACACCUCCUAAUACAACUACUACAGUUCCUAAAACAAAAACUUCUGCUACAACAAGUACUGCUACUACUACAACAACUACAGCUCCUACUACAACAACAUCUACAUCUCCUAAAACAACAACUACAUCUCCUAAUACAACAACUACAGCUCCUACUACAACAACAUCUACAUCUCCUAAAACAACAACUACAGCUCCUACUACAACAACUACAGCUCCUAAAACCAAAAAUUCUGCUACAACAAGUGUCACGUUCUAACCUUAGUUCUUUUGUUAUUUCUUUCUUUUAGUAUGGUCAGGGCGUGAGUUGGGUUGGUUAUUCUUUCAUUGAUACCCAUCCCGGAUCCGGGAGCAUCCUCAUCAAAAAAGCUGACUAGCAUAGCCUAGCCUAACGCGACAGGGAUAUCAUAUAAUAUAAGUUCAUGAAAUCACAAGUCCAAUACAGCAAAUGAAAGAUAAACAUCUUGUGAAUCCAGCCAUCAUUUCCGAUUUUUAAAAGGUUUUACAGCAAAAACACAAUAUGUAUUUCUAUUAGCUUACCACAAUAGCCAAACACACAACUGAAUAUUUUCACCAUGUUUCCACCGCAUAGGUAGCUUUCACAAAACCGACAAAAUAGAGAGAUAAAAUUAAUCACUAACCUUGAACAACUUCAUCAGAUGACAGUCUUAUAACAUGUUAUACAAUACAUUUAUGUUUUGUUCGAAAAUGUGCAUAUUUGAGGUAUAAAUCAUAGUUUUACAUUGCAGCCACCAUCACAAAUAGCACCAAAGCAGCCAGAAUAACUACAGAGAGCAACGUGAAAUACAUAAAUUCUCAUCAUAAAACAUUUAUGAAAAAUACAUGGUGUACAGCAAAUGAAAGAUAAACAUCUUGUGAAUCCAGCCAAUAUUUCCGAUUUUUUAAGUGUUUUACAGCAAAAACACUAUAUAUAUAUAUAUAUAUAUUUCUAUUAGCUCACUACAGUAGCCAAACACACAACGCAAUUUACUCCCCGCCAAAAUAGCUUGCACAAAACCGACAAAAUAGAGAUAAAAUUAACCACUAACC
Molecule: messenger RNA, 3090 nt
Organism: Salvelinus fontinalis (brook trout)
Lineage: Eukaryota; Metazoa; Chordata; Actinopteri; Salmoniformes; Salmonidae
Product: mucin-2-like
Exons: 5
Coding region: 473-2299 (608 amino acids)
Molecular function (GO): oxidoreductase activity, acting on metal ions
Source: RefSeq, a predicted model, not a curated record